Molecule: messenger RNA, 2070 nt
Organism: Manis javanica (Malayan pangolin)
Lineage: Eukaryota; Metazoa; Chordata; Mammalia; Pholidota; Manidae
Product: histone H3.1
Cellular component (GO): nucleosome
Molecular function (GO): structural constituent of chromatin; DNA binding; protein heterodimerization activity
Source: RefSeq, a predicted model, not a curated record
UAAAGACUAAGUGACAUAACAAGCGAAUUACCCGAAAGAUGUUUAGCGCUCGUGAAGAUUACGGGAACGUUGAUUUAAGGUCGAGAACCACACAUGAAUUUUCUGAAUGCAGCUACUGUAAGCUUUGACCGAGGCUAGCUGUACAGGAGAGUGAGUGGCUAGAGAAGGCGCUGCCUUAGCUCUUAACUGAACGUUUGGGAAAGUUCAGAAAAGACAGUGCAGCCUCACAUUUGGGAAAAUGAGUAAAGUGAAGCUGGAUUAAGUCAAUCAUUUUAACGCUGACGAUACUAACACCCACAUCGUUUCCAUCCAGAUUCAAGUUUUUAUUAAAAUUACUUAAUGUCCUUGACAGUGCUUUGUAAAUAAGAGCAUUUUCUCAAUUGUCCAUAAUCGUGCCACACCCAAGAGAAUUAUCAUUUUAGAUGCAGCCCAUAAGUAAAUUUCCCUAAGCAUCUCCAAAAUACCUGAUUGCUCUUUUUUAAAAAAUCCACUGGAGUUUUCUGCGUUCCUUUUUGUGACUACCUUUCAAUAUAGACUUCAGAAGCUUUCGGUGAACGACAGAGGUCCGGAGCUCCUCUACUACAAGGUUAAGAAUAAAUAAUAUGACGUCAGAGGGGAGACAGUGAAAGGCAGGGUUUGGGAUUCAUUCACCAACGGGAAAGCAGCUCUUAAUCCGGGCCAAGCACAGAGAUGGACCAAUCCGGAGAGGACGCGGGGACUUUUGAAUGUUCUUGGGCCCAAUAGUCAGUGAUCUUGCUGUAUAAAAGAAAGGUUGUUCUUUACCCGUCACUGGAGUCCCUAAAAACAUCCUGUGAUAUUUUAAUAUGGCUCGGACGAAGCAGACGGCUCGCAAGUCCACCGGCGGUAAGGCCCCGCGCAAGCAGCUGGCUACCAAGGCGGCUCGUAAGAGUGCGCCGGCUACGGGCGGCGUGAAGAAGCCCCACCGCUACCGGCCCGGCACGGUGGCGCUGCGCGAGAUCCGCCGCUACCAGAAGUCCACCGAACUGCUGAUACGCAAACUGCCUUUCCAGCGGCUGGUUCGCGAGAUCGCGCAGGACUUCAAGACCGACCUGCGCUUCCAGAGCUCGGCCGUGAUGGCGCUGCAGGAGGCGUGCGAGGCCUACCUGGUGGGGCUUUUCGAGGACACCAACCUGUGCGCCAUCCACGCCAAGCGUGUCACCAUCAUGCCCAAGGACAUUCAGCUGGCGCGUCGCAUCCGUGGAGAGAGAGCUUGAAUUGUUAACCUUACUGUGUUGUAUCCCUAAACCCAAAGGCUCUUUUCAGAGCCACCUAAGUAUUUCCAUGACAGUAGCUGUGACAUUUUAGGUCUCCUUGGCCCCUAAACGGAAGUACUGAGAGUACGUGGAAUCCACUAAAUUUUGUUUUACAGGUGUCAGGGGCCAUCGAUGAUGAUAGUCUGCAGAAAAAUGACAAUAGAAUGCUUCUAUUUACUGUCACUGGUCUGUUGACCAAGCAUGUUUUGUAAUACAUCCGUGGCUCGACUUCUAGACAUUCUGGAUCGUAUUGCAUACUCUUAAGGCUGUGAAAUGCGAUAUGAUAUGCCAGUUUUUUUGCAAUCAUGAGCUGUAGUUAUUUCAAAUGUAGGAUUUAACCGUUUUCCUUGAUUCUAGGUAUUUUGGAGUUUGGGAUUCAGUGUUGAAAUGAAGAUGGCCUAUAUGAGAAUAGUGUGAGAAGAAAAGGCAUUUAUAAACUUUAUUUCCCAUGUUUCACCCAAUGUUUCAUAAAAGUUUUCUUAGAUUUAUAGCUUUUACCCUACAUAUUAAAACCAACUUUAGGACAACAAUGUGGAAUUCUGCAUAACAUGCCAGCUACCACAUCCCAGAGUUUGCUUCAGCUUUCCACACCUUAUUUAUACUUAACAUCUGAACUGUGAGUUGAUGCAUCAAUGCCUCACGACGACAACCCAACAACAAAAUACCAAAGAUUAAACUUACUACUAGAAAUUUUUUGUAUUCCAGUUUUUAUGAAAGAACUACAAAAUAUUUGCAUUUUCAAAAGUACAGCUAGACGUUUAUCUGAUUUGUGUGUGAGCUGUUUUGUUCAUUUGAC